AUGGUUCAAGAUCUUUGGAAUAGCUACUCACAAUUGUCACAGAUAGGGGAUCAAGGCCAGUCAGGUGUGUCUCCUUUAAUUAAUCAGCCAACGGUGGAUAUCGAUAGAAUCCAAAUACAGCAAAUGCAGGAGUCCUUGGAAAAGAUGCAAGACAAAAUAAAAGGACUUGAACAUAAAAAUCAGCAACUGAAGAUUAUUGUUUGGGGUCUCUGCAAAUCGAUUUCCCGAUCCAAUGAAAGGAUAUCUCUUUUAUCUUCUAGAAUGGGUACUGUGUUUGUUACCUCAUUGAUUGCCUUUACUGCUGUCAUAUUCAUGGUCUUCCCACUCUUCAGUGGUCGUGAUCAAGAAUCAGUUAAAGUGAAAAUUCAUAAAUUCGGGCAGGGGCUUUCAGAGUUUGAUAUGGAUGACAAGCUGAUCGAAUUCAUGACAAAAUAUUCUGUGGGAAAAACAUUUGAAAAGGUUACUCUUUCAUCUCAUGCAGAUAUGCACAUUGUUCUUGCAGUGGGCUCUCCAUCAAGGGAUUUGAAAGACAGUUUGCCUCUGGACAUCUGGAAAGCCCAAUUUAAAACAAUUUUUGAAGGUAAAGGAAGUAUAUUGCUUAUCGUUCGUUUGACAAAUGGAGGUGACGUGUUUGCAUCACAAGGUGUGGAUGAGCUUAAUGAAAAUGAGAAAUAUGCUACGACAAUCUCUCAAAUAGCGUUUGACGUGCGUUCCAGUCAAUUUAAAGAAGUACUGAAUGGAAAUUUGCAUCAGCGAUUGGUUGAGCUAAUUUCCCUCUUAGAUGUGCAGUAA
This is a messenger RNA of Naegleria lovaniensis, 792 nucleotides long. RefSeq lists its product as uncharacterized. The coding region runs from base 1 to 792 and encodes 263 amino acids. The record is from RefSeq and is a predicted model, not a curated record. NCBI's taxonomy places the organism in Eukaryota, Heterolobosea, Eutetramitea, Acrasida, Naegleriidae. The transcript has a single exon.